Messenger RNA from Penicillium canescens, 249 nucleotides. RefSeq lists its product as uncharacterized. The record is from RefSeq and is a predicted model, not a curated record. The transcript is spliced from 2 exons. Bases 1 to 249 code for a protein of 82 amino acids. Lineage: Eukaryota; Fungi; Ascomycota; Eurotiomycetes; Eurotiales; Aspergillaceae.
AUGUCUAUCCCAGAACCAACAACCUCAAACAUGAUCAAUGGCACCGCCACAACUACCACCGCCAUUAGUAGCACAAAUAUCAGUCAAAUCCCAGGAAACAACCGGAACAGCCUCGACCGAUUCGCACGAGCACCAGCUUCCGAAGGGCCAUAUUUUGCGAGCGCCCGGAUGGGGGAGAGAUCAGCACAUCUCAGCAGGCUAUCAAGCCAACUCAAUGCCAUGGAUGCAGUCUUGAAUAUCGGAAGAUGA